CUCAUAAAAAGUCACUGUGAUGUCAUCAGGUGAGUCUCCAGGCGUUUGUCCUGAACCUGUCUCACCUGCCCUAACCGUCUCACCUGGCUGCUGCUGCUGCUGAGCGAGUUUCCUGUCGACUCCUGAGGACCAGAGCUGUUGUGAGUCUUUACCGCUUUACUCUCUGUCUUUCUUUUCUCCAUGUUUAUAGAUUUACCUGAACCCUUGCUCACCUUCACCUCACCUUUAAGAUAAGAGCUCACCACAAACAGAUUUCCACCGUCAGACGGUCACGCUCACGCUCUCUGCUUUGCACGAGAAACUCUGUUUACUCUUGGUCUGUUUUCACUGUCACUUAUUUGAGCUGCGGCUCCCAUACAGAGAGGAAACUCUACAAAAACAGAGUGAGGACAAACUCUGCCACCUGUUUGAUUCUGGAAAAAUAAUGUUUCAGUUCUACCAGGAAAAAAGUAAAAAUGGAGUUUCAGUGCUGCCAGGAAAAAGUUCUGAUUUUUAUUAAAAAAAUGUUAAUCAUCAGAAACUUUUGGCUUUAUUAUCAUUUAUUAUCAUUGUCACGCUGUUUUAAGUCAUUGACUGAAUUAAAUGAUGGAUGACAUGACCGCAUCAAAAAGUGAAGCCAAACAUGAGUACCCGCCUCCUCCAUGUUAACUGAUGGAACUCAGGUCUGAUUGUAAAAUAAAGACGAACAUCGAAUUCAUGUUUUUCAAACAUGAUUCCUAAUUUUUGUCCUCUAGUCCAAACGGAGGUCUUUCAAGAUGCAAACGCUGAUCAGCUGACAUACUGGGGGUGAAGCUCGAUGUUAAAACCUGCCUAAACUCUGGACUGCAGAUGAACAGAAAUCCUCUUGAAUCUUCUGAUGUGGUUUCUUUGUCUGCAGGAAACAACAUGGAGUCCGGAAAGGGAGAACAAGAGGACGACAGCAACAGGUCAGAGUUCAUCCAGAGAGCCUGGCACUGGUUCUGGUUGGGUUUGGAAACACUGAUAAUUAAAAAAAUAGAAAUACUGAUGAUUAAAAAAACAAAAAUACUAAUAAUUUAAAAAAAAGAUAAUUAGAAAAAAUAAAAAAUACUAAUACUUAAAAAAAAACUGAAAAAUAAACAUAUAAAAAUACUGAUGAUUAAUAAAAUAGAAAUACUGAUAAUUUGAAAAAUUAAAAAUUCUGAUCAUUAAAAGAUUAAAAAUACUGAUAAUUAAAAAAAAAAAUACUGAUAGUUAAAAAAGUACUGAUAAUUUAAAAAAUGAAAUACUGAUUAUUUAAAAAAAUAAAAUAACUGAUAAUUUAAAAAAUUAAAAAUUCUGAAAAUGAAAAAAAAUAUCAAUAAUUGAAAAAAUACAGAUAAUUAAAAAAUUAAAAUACUAAUAAUUAAAAUACAGACAAUAUAACAAAAUAAAAAAUACUGAUAAUUAAAAAAAAUAAAACUACUGAAAAUUAAAAAAAUACAAAUUAUUAAAAAAAAACAUAAUAAAUCUGAUAAACCACUUUGUUUGAUAUAAUCUCUGACUUUUUCUUUUGUCCUUAAUUCAGCUCCUCUGAUUUAAAGUGAGAUGAUGCUUAGAGAGAUAGACGUCAGUAUCGUCUGCAAACGGAUUAACAUAAACCCACUCAGUUCAAAAUAUUGAUGAAUUAUUGAUCCAUCAUACUGAGGAAUUUAGCAAAACGAAAAGGAUAGGUCCAAAGACGGUACCCUGGGGGACUCCUGGUUUAAUUUUAUGAUCCCGGACCCACAGCACACCACUCAGGACCAAAGUCUGGGUCUGUCGUUUGCUGUGUGACAAAGAUGGGUUGUUUUAGGGGCGUUGACAGACAGUCACUGGGACUGUAUUGGACCUGUUUUUGCAUUCUGGAGAACAGCUGAUGGUACCAGCAGGAACAUGUUUGAUACAGCUGGUCCAGAACCCAGUAGAACCCUCACCUGUUUCAGAGUGUGGUUCCGUCUCAGUGCUCAUGUGUUCCUGUGUUCAGGUCUCCACCAGCAGACGUCUCCAUCACCAACUCAACCAGCAUCACAGAUCCCAUCACCACUGCUGUUACUGGGACCGCCCCAGCUGAUGAUGUCACUACAACCGCCAUCACGAUUCCUGCAGGGUCACCUGAUUAUCAUUCUGGUACUCGCCACAACAGGAAGUGAUCGUGUUGUUACUUUGAGUCUGCGCACUUUCAAACUUUAAAAAUAUUCAGUUUCAUGGAAAAACAUCUGAAACCGAAUCACUGAGAAUAAAUGGUUCCUGACCUAUCAGACCUGACCUAUCACACCUGUCCUAACAAACAUGUCCUAUCACACCUGUCCUAACAAACAUGUCCUACAGACGUCUGACUGUCUGAAAUCUUCUUCUACAGAGGAGGAGGAGGACAGGGGGAAACUCCUGGAAGAAAACUGUGUCACACCUGCAGCAGCAGGAGCAGACAAAACAGGUAGAGUAUUCAGAGUAGACAUUUGUCUUUGUCUCAGGUGUCUCUCUGUCCUCGCUGUUUAACUUUGACCUUUACAUCUGUCUAGAAGAAAAAGACAAAGCUGACGGAGAAGAGGAGGAAAAAGCAUCUUCAGGAGACCAAGAGGAGGAGGAGGGUGAGUCCAUCUUUGAGGCUCUAAUUUCAGGUGAAUGUCUUUGUGUCCUCUUCAUGUCCUCUGAUUGUCCCCCUCCAGGUGGUCCACAGCCGGAGGGAGACUUUGAACCAGGUAACCUGGUUUAUUCUUAUUGAGUUUAACCCUUGUGUACCCUUCUAACUUCUUCUGGCUGUUUUUGUCCACUAACUUUAGCUGCAGUAAAAACAUAUCAGAGAGAUAUUUUAAAACUUUUGUCUCAGAUCUCUUCAUCAAGCUCAAUCCUUAUCAAGACUAUAGAAAAAAAAAUAAUAUCAUGGAUUUUAACCCUUUAAAUGCCAAUUCUAGAGGUGAUGGUUUCCAUUAUAAAAAAUGAUCAGAGGCUGUAUAUUUUUUAAGGGCUAUCACACUUUUGGAUAUGUGAAAUAUUAGUAACAACACUGACUUUGAUGCAUUAUUAUUUUUUGCGCAGCAUCAAAUUUUAAAUUUUACACCCUUUCCUUCUCUUCUGGCUGUUUGUAGCCACUAACUUUAGCUUCUGUAAAAACAUAUCAGAGAGAUGUUAUUUUAUUUUAUUUUUUUCUCAGAUCUCUUCAACAAGCUCAGUCCUGAUAAAAAAUGCAAACAUUUUUUAAAAUAGAUAUUGUUUUUACCCUUUAAAUGCCAUAUUUAGAGGUGAUGUCACUGAUUUGGUGGAGAAAAAAAACACAAAAAAAUGACUGAUUUUUUAUAUAAAAAAUGAUCACCGUCCAUUUUUGAUUUUGCAAAAAUGUUGAAAAAAAUAUUUUGUCAAAUUGAAUUUCCUCACCAAAAAUUAUUUCACUCUCUAAAAAAAAGUGAGUGUUGGUAAAAAAAAAUGGGGAUUUGCACUGAACUGGCCAAAAAAAAGCCACAAGGUGUCACAUGGGUUAAGAUCCGCAGUCUCAGAAACCCAUCCAUGAGUCUCUGGAGAGAGAUCUGGUGUGAUGAUAACAGAUUCGGACAUGAAACUCAAACUCUGUCAUCUCUGUCCCCCUUUAUCAUCAGGGUCCGUGGAGGAGAACUUAGUCCCUGAGCAGAACUUAUCGACACCAACAAGGGAGAGACCGGGUACAACUCCGCACAAAACCUGAUCCGUUUUUCUGUCCAUCAGUGUUGAGCAGUUUGACUCCAAAAACCUUCAACUAACCCACUUUGACUCUUAACGAUUUGUUGUCUGCAGCUCCUCCCACCAGUCUGGCCUUAUCAGGGUCCCGGCCCAGGAAGAAGAAAGUCCUGACGGCUCCAGCUCUGAGUUUGUCUUUAGGUAAAAUCCACAGUCCUGAGAUCUGAUUGGUGUUUGAUGACGAAGACUGCAGUCACAUGAUUCAGAGUCUGACCCCCAAUGACCAUUGCAUCCCGAACGGUUACGAAAAGGUUGUAUCCUCCGAUCGUAGCUGAUCGUAACCAUUCAAGUUAACAUUCCAAUUUCCACCAGCUUCUUUCCGUUCCUCUGCGGAUCAAAAUCAAAAUCUAACCCUCUUUUGGAAAGAACAACUGGACUUACUUCAGGCGAAUAAUAUUUCACACCUAGCAAAUGGGUGGAGACGAACAAGUGAAAGGUUUUUAGACGUCAGUUCACCCCGAUGACACCAUGGAUGAGGAGAUGCUGAUUCUAGAAGUCUAGAAGUAGAUUUCCUCCUCUGGAGGGACACAAUCUACUGCUUAUAUGUCUAUGUGGCUGUCUGUAUAGAGACAACUCGUUAUCACGCGAUUGAACGUGAGUCCGCGAGUUCUUGUGAGUUCUCGUAAUUCCUGCUGUCCGUAAUCCGCCACAAAAUUUGCCUCACAAACGGAUCCGGUAGGAAAUGGCAGACGGCGAAAAUCGCUGCUGUUCUGGAUCAGAGCCGUUUCGGAUGCAGUGAAAAUUGGGGGUGAGUCAUCUGACGGAUUUGUUUUGGCGCCUCAUUCCUCAGUUUAAUGUGAGACGUUUUUUCUGGGUUUUAGUCCAAAAAAGGUCCAAAAGUGUCUCCACCUUCACAACUGACCAUAAAAAAAAAACACAGAACUGAGACACGCCCCCUGAUCAUCUGGGUUCCUGGUCCGGGUCUGUAGUUUCUGAUCGAUUUUGGAUUCAUGUCAGGUUUUCAUUUCCAGGUCGAUCAGAGUCAACGGUUUCAGACGACUUCCCCUCGCCCUUCCUCUCCCCCUCACCUGAUGACGGGGAUGACGACGUUGGGUUGGACUUUGACCUGGACGCCAUAGAAACCCCCUCGGACAGCGAAUCCCUGCACUUUCCCAUCUACGAUCUGGAUCUGGAAGGUGAGAGGUCAAAGGUCAAAAUGUCUGAAGACGAUAAAGGGUUACCUUUAAACCCGUAAAUGAUCUCACAGGUUUGUUUCAUAGACGACCUUCGACGCCUUGGUGUGGCGUCCCAUCGUCACAGAGUUCCCGGUUCAGGUCUGGAGUCCAGGUCUGAUUCUCGGACUGGAUCCAGGUCUGAGAUGGAGCACACUGACCUGGGAGCUCUAGAGCGGGAGGACAUGGUGGACAGCGAGGGCACCAGGUGGCGCUGUUUCUCCACAGGUGAACCGCCGCAGGAGAGCCGGGUCAACAUGAGCGUCCUGGGGCCGUUCCUCAAGGUCCUUUCACACGGAGGUACACCCACUCACCCGGUGACAUCAUCACAGUUACCUCAUGGUGACCUGGAGUUCACGCCCCCUCACCCCCCCUCUUCUGUUGUCACUCAGGUUACUAUGGAGACGGCAUGAACGACAUCAUUGUGUUUUCUUCCUGUUACCUGCCGGAGAAUAGCCUGGAAAAUUACCAGUACGUGAUGGACAACCUGUUCAGGUACGGCUCAGGUGCAGCUAAUUUGGAGGCGUGUCCAAGUUCAGAUGUGGUCCAUCUUCAGGGAUCAUGAACACCAUGUUCUCUGUCUGCAGGUACGUGGUCGGGACUCUGGAGCUGAUGGUCGCAGAAAACUACGUGAUCGUGUAUCUGUGCGCUGGAGGUCAGAAAGACAAACUGCCAGGAAUCAGCUGGCUAAAGGAGUGUUACACCACCAUCGACAGGAGGUACGAAGAAAAACACUCACAUUGUUUGAGAGGGGUCAAAGGUCAAAUAUGUCAGAUCUGAACGUUAAAAUUAACCAGUACCUUAAGUCAGUUUAUUCUGAGUUAGUUUGUUCUGUUAGAACCGAUCCAGACUCUUCAGACCUGUUUUCAUCUCAGAGAGGUCGUUUCUAUUCUGUUUUAAAUGUUUUUAUUUCAUCUUUAUUCUGUUUUUAUUUUGUUUUUAUUCUGUUUUUAUUUUGUUUUUAUGCUUUUUUUCUGUUUUUAUUUUGUUUGUAUUCAGUUUUUAUACUUUUUUCUGUUUUUAUUUAGUUUUUUUUUCUGUUUUUAUGCUUUUAAGUAUGUUUUUAUUUUGUUUUUAUUAUAUUUUUAUAGUUUUAAUUUUUUUUAUUUUGUUUUUAUUCAGUUUUUAUACUUUUUAUUGUUUUUUUAUUUAUAUUUUUGUUUUUAUUCUGUCUUAUCCUGUUUUUAUUCAGUUUUUAUACCUUUAUUCUAUUUUAAUUUAGUUUUUAUUCUGGUUUUAUUCUUUUUUUUUUUUUUUUUGGUAUUUUUUAUUUUGGUCUUUCUUUUGUCUCGGGUGUUAUUUGAGCUUUUGUCCAGCAGGGGGCGUCAGAUCUUCACAGUUUACAGCACAGAUCUCUAUAUUUCUUUAAAACUCAGUUGAACCUGUUUUAACUUUAUUUACUUUAUUUUGAAAGGAUCAACAGUUUGAUCCAUUAGAGUUUAUGUUCCUGUUAAAAUAGUUUAACCUCAAAUCUCAUUUAUUCGUUUAAACUGGAUUGAAAAUAAUUUUGUUAAAAAGUCUGCAGAUGUCGGUCGGCUGCAGGCUCACCUCGACUCGCUCGUUAACAUAUAAAUUAAAUUUUGGACUGUUAAAGCUCUCGGUGUUUACUUUAGAGGUUAACGCUGAUGGACUCUGAGCCACCUGUUCUCCUCUUACCUUUAUACUUAAUAAACCCUUUAGUGUUCAGUGUUUACUGAGGCUGAGGAGGGUUUCCUCUGAGGAAGACAAAUCUUCAGAACAAAAGUCUGUCUCUGUAAACUAUGGAGUCAAAACUUCAAAAUAAAAGCCUGUUUCUGUGAACGAAGUCAAAACUUCAAAAUAAAAGUCUGCCUUUGUAAACUAUAAACCUUCCUCAUGGAUGUUCAUCUGAAGAGCAUCUCAUCUGAUGUGUGUGUGUGUGUGUGUGUGUGUGUGUGUGUGUGUGUGUGUGUGUGUGUGUGUGUGUGUGUGUGUGUGUGUGUGUGUGUGUGUGUUUGCAGGUUGAGGAAGAACCUGAAGGGUUUCUUCGUGGUUCAUCCCACUUGGUACAUUAAAGCUCUCAUCACCAUCAUCAAACCCUUCAUCAGGUUGGCAGACUCCUCCUCCUCUCUCCUCUCCCCUCUUCUCUCAUACUCUCUCCUCCCUUCUCUGCUUCCUCACUCUGAAUCUUCUCUGUUUCCUUCACUGACAGAAUUUACAUCUCAGUCCUUAAAGAAAUGCAAAUCAACAGAAGACAAAGGAGAGUCUCAUCUCCUCUUUCCUAUCUCCUCUCUCUGCUCCUCUUUCCUUUCUUCUCUCUCCUCUCCUCUCCUUCUCUCUCCUCUUCUCUCCUCUCUCCUUCUCUCUCCUCUCUCUUCCCUCCUCUCUCCUGUCUCCUCCUCUCCUGUCCUCUCCUCUCUUCUCCUCUCCUCUCUCCUCUCUCCUGUCUCCUCUCUCCUGUCUCCUCCUCUCCUCUCCUUUCCUUUCUCCUCUCCUCUCUUCCUCUACUCCCUCCUGAUUUUUUCAUCCCGCUGUUUUUUCAGCUCCAAGUUCAGCAGGAAGCUUCAGUUUGUCGACACUCUUCAGGAUCUCUCGAACCACGUCCCUACUGAGAAUGUGCAGAUCCCAGACUGUGUCUCACAGUAAGUGAUCGGUUUGAUCAGUUUGAUUGUUGAUUGAUUGAUUGAUCGGGAUGGUUUUCAGGAUGUCACUUUGGAGAUCAUCUGAUGGUUCUGUUCUCCUCCUCAGGUAUGACCAGAGUCUGUCCAGGUAAGACUCCAGGUUCUGCUGCUGUGGUCGGGUUUCAGUCCUCAGGUCACAGGUGGAGCGUCAGGUUCUGGAUCAGAGACUCUGGUUCUGGAUCAGAGAGUCUGGUUCAGGUUCAGAGAAUCAGAGGAGAAGACAGAAAACUCCUCCUGGGUUUCUCCUGGGUUCCUCAUGGUCCUGCUGCUCUUUUCUACGUUCUGCUUUUAUUUCAGUUCAAUUCCGCCAUGAGCAAACAAGAUCCAGUCCUGUUCCCCAGGUCAGGAUCUUGACCUGCUUCGGAGACAUGACCUCGGUCUGGUUUCAGUCCUGAUCUUGUCUCCACAUGUUUUGAUCUUGUUGGUUAUAAAGUUAUAAUCUUGUUUUCUUAAACUUGAUGCAACAUCACAUCAUGAUCUUGUUCUUCUGUAAAUCUGACAUGCCCCAAAAAGCUGUGAACAGGAUCUCCUCAGAUCCACAUCAUGAAGCAAUAGAAGGAUCUUGAUGGCCGAGUUUAUAGAACUUUUUAAUUUCACUUUUUUCUGCAUGUCUGGAUCUGGACUCUGAACUCGGUCAGUUUGGGUAAAAAAUCUCCUCUUAACUUUUUUUAUUUAUCACUUAAGAACAGGUUUGUUUGACAGAGUAUUAGGGCCACAUUAAGAGAAAAAAAUAAUU
This is a messenger RNA of Xyrichtys novacula (pearly razorfish), 8234 nucleotides long. The record is from the annotation of a GenBank genome assembly. NCBI's taxonomy places the organism in Eukaryota, Metazoa, Chordata, Actinopteri, Labriformes, Labridae.